Sesamum indicum (sesame) is the source of this 684-nucleotide messenger RNA. RefSeq lists its product as uncharacterized. The record is from RefSeq and is a predicted model, not a curated record. NCBI's taxonomy places the organism in Eukaryota, Viridiplantae, Streptophyta, Magnoliopsida, Lamiales, Pedaliaceae.
AUGAAAACAAUCAACUAUUUCAUCUGGGACAUACUCCAACAGUACAGCGGAUCAAACAGGAAGAACGUACGAGUCGUGAAGCUAUUCAUCCACCAGUUCGACGGCGCAGAAGGCAUAACCUACGGAGAGAUGAUCAACGUGAGUGCGAUAUACUUAGCGGGGUACAAAGGGAACCUGAAAUGGGAAUUCACUUCCUUGCUUCACCACGAGAUGACCCACGUCUUCCAGUGGAACGGGGAAGGGCACACGCCGGUAGGCCUGGUGGAGGGAAUAGCGGAUUACAUGAUCCUGAAAUCGGGUUAUUACCCGCCGGGCUUUGCAAAACCCGGACAGGGUGAGAGAUGGGAUCAGGGAUAUGAUUUCACGGCGAGGUUUCUGGAGUAUUGUGAUGGGUUGAAAUCAGGGUUCGUGGCCGAGUUGAAUAAGAUGAUGAGACAUAAUUACUCCGAGGAUUACUUUGUGGAGUUGACGGGGAAGCCGGUUGGCCAGCUCUGGGCUGAUUAUAAGGCUAUGUAUGGAGAGGUAUAGGUAGUUUGCCAAUUUCGCAGGUUGCCUAACUCAAGUGUGUCCAAAGUGCAACAUUUUGUGACUUCAUGAUUUAAAUCAAAUUUAAUUAAUUGAACGUUGCAAAAUUCUUAAUUUGUGGCUUCGAACAUCUAUGAACGAUAAACCUCUCUUUACGUA